AUGCCAACUGUGAACAGAUUCAGAAACCAAAUCUGUAUAGUCUCUGCAGAAAGUAAAACCGCCUUUUUGAUAGCUGAAAGAAUAGGCCAAGAAGGCAGAAAAAUUGUUAUAAAUUCAAAAAAUGUGUGGGAAACUAAAAAAGCUAUUAAUAAUAAAGAAAAGGAAUUACAGUGGAAUGCUGCAGAUAUAAUAUUAAAAAUGAAUCACAACAUUUAA
Molecule: messenger RNA, 216 nt
Organism: Blepharisma stoltei
Lineage: Eukaryota; Ciliophora; Heterotrichea; Heterotrichida; Blepharismidae
Source: the annotation of a GenBank genome assembly